UUUCCUGUUUCAUCACCAGUGUAUAUAUUUGUUGACUUGCAUAAUGAUGGAGGUGCCUCCACAGAGGGUGGUUCCCCCUCUAAGUGUUUCUCGCUCUCUGGUGUUUCAGCACUGGUGGAUGAGUUGGAGGAGGUCAGCACAGAAUUACAAGCCAUUGAGGUGCAGAUUCAUGAGCUGGUGGAGAGGCAGCAGGAAUUAAUGCAGAGCAAGAAUAGACUGAAGAAGAAGAUCCAGACACUAUCGGAGGAUGCUGAGGCUGGGGCCAGCACUCAGUCUACAGACGAUUGGAACAAAGAAGACUUUGUUUGGUCGAAGAACGUUAGGGAGGAGCUGUGCAAUUCCUUCCAGUUGGAUAUCUUCCGGAACUUACAACUAGAAGCCAUAAAUGCCACAAUGGCUGGGAAAGACGUUUUCCUCAUCAUGCCAACUGGAGGUGGGAAGAGUCUGUGUUACCAACUGCCGGCCGUGUGCUCAAAAGGUUUCACACUGGUGAUUUGUCCACUUGUGUCCCUGAUGGAAGAUCAGCUGAUGGUACUGGAGCGAUUGGGGAUCUCUGCCACCUCCCUGAAUGCAGCAAGCAGUAAGGAACACUGGAAGUGGGUGCACAGCGAGAUGAUUAACCGCAAUUCAAAAAUGAAAAUCCUGUAUGUCACACCAGAGAAAAUUGCCAAGAGCAAACUGUUCAUGUCACGGCUGGAGAAGGCCUAUCAGGCAGGGCAGCUGGCGAGGAUUGCAGUAGAUGAGGUUCAUUGCUGCAGCCAAUGGGGACAUGACUUCCGACCAGACUACAAGCUGCUGGGUAUCCUAAAACGCCAGUUUCCCAAUGCCCCUCUGAUUGGCCUGACUGCGACGGCAACCAGCCAUGUAUUAAAGGAUGCCCAGAAAAUUCUCUGUGUUCAGAAGGCGAUCACCUUUACUGCCUCCUUCAAUAGACCCAACUUGUUCUAUGAGGUUCGGCUUAAGCCUUCAAGCACCAAUGACUUUAUAGAGGACAUCGUCAAACUGGUCAACUGCCGAUACAAAGGGCAAUCCGGAAUUAUAUACUGUUUUUCACAGAAAGAUUCCGAACAAGUCACUAUAAGUUUACAGAAACUGGGAAUUCGAGCAGGAACAUAUCAUGCCAACAUGGAACCACGUGACAAGACAAAAGUCCACACUUGCUGGACUGAGAAUAAGAUUCAGGUGGUUGUGGCCACAGUGGCUUUCGGGAUGGGUAUUGAUAAGCCAGAUGUGCGGUUUGUCAUUCAUCACACGAUGAGUAAAUCGAUGGAAAAUUAUUAUCAGGAGAGUGGACGGGCAGGUCGUGAUGACAGACGUGCCGACUGUAUAUUAUAUUAUGGGUUUGGGGACAUUUUCCGUAUCAGUACAAUGGUUGUCAUGGAGAACGUUGGUCAGCAGAAGCUCUAUGAGAUGGUUCGGUACUGCCAGGACCUCACUAAGUGCAGACGUGUCCUGGUUGCCCAACACUUUGAUGAAGUCUGGGACUCUGCGCAGUGCAAUAAGAUGUGUGAUAACUGCAACGCCACCAAGACCUAUGACAAAGUGGAUGUGACAGAUUACUGCAGAGAUAUCCUGAAGAUUCUGGAACAAGCCGAUCAGAUGGAUGAGAAGCUCACCCCACUGAAGCUUAUCGACGCCUGGAUGGGGAAAGGGGCUUCCAAACUGCGCGUCUCCCAGGUCCUCCCCCCGCGACUGCCACGUGGGGAAUUAGAGAGGAUCAUUGCCCACCUCCUGCUGCAGCAAUAUAUACGAGAAGAUUUCAGCUUCACAGCAUACGCCACAAUAUCCUACAUAAAGACAGGAUCCAAAGCCAAUCUGCUCAGAAGCGAGAAGCAUUCCAUCACCAUCCAGAUGAGGACCUCAAACAAGGUAUGUGAUAAUGUGGCCCCUGGUGGAUUUUCUGUUAACGAAGUUAUCGGAUAA
Messenger RNA from Staurois parvus, 1923 nucleotides. The record is from the annotation of a GenBank genome assembly. Lineage: Eukaryota; Metazoa; Chordata; Amphibia; Anura; Ranidae.